AUGGAUGUCAAGGAGGAAAGAAUAAUGAAUCAAUCUGCUCCAUCAGAGUUUUAUCUGCUGGAAUUCUCACAGAUUCGGGAACUGCAGAUUCUACACUUCUUUGGAUUCCUUGCUUUUUAUCUUGCUACAAUUACAGGAAAUCUUAUCAUCAUCUCUGCAGUAGCAUUUGACCACCACCUGCACACUCCUAUGUACUUCUUUCUGAUGAACUUGGCUAUACAGGACAUUGGCUCAGUUUCAGUCAUUAUCCCCAAAUCCAUGGCAAAUUCCCUCAUGAGUACCGGACACAUUUCUUACUCUGGCUGUGUUGCUCAAGUCCUCUUGUAUGUCUUCUUUGUAGCAUCAGAUUUCUCUCUUCUCACAGUCAUGGCGUAUGAUAGGUACAUUGCCAUUUGCAAACCAUUACAUUAUGAGAUCCUGGUGAAUAAGGAAGCUUGCAUCCAAAUGAUUGUUAGUGUAUGGAUCAUCAGCUUUCUCUAUGGAGUGUUACACACCGGAGGUACCUUUGCACCUAAAUUUUGCUCCAAUGUGGUUAAUCAAUUUUUCUGUGAAAUCCCACAUUUACUUAAGAUGGCCUGCUCUGAUUUGUACCUCAUUGAAAUGGGAGUUGUUGGGUUAAGUGUUGUCAUUGGGACAGGAAGCUUUAUCUUCAUCAUUGUAUCCUAUGUGCAAAUUUUUACUGCAGUUCUGAAAAUACCUUCUACUGAAGGAAGGCAAAAGGCUUUUUCAACUUGCCUUCCACACCUAUUAGUUUUCUCCCUAUUUAUAUUCACCGGAUACUUUGCUUACCUCAAGCCUGCCUCUAACACCCCAUCACAUCUGGAUUUGGCAUUUGCCAUGGUCUACUCCAUAGUUCCACCCUUGAUGAAUCCAAUUAUCUACAGCAUGAGAAACAGGGAGAUAAAAAAUGCUGUGUCAAAUCUAUUGAAUUUGAGGUUAUUUCCUUUGAAUGCCUUCUACAGUCUUAUGCUGCUGCAAAGGUGAUUUCUAUGUAUAACUCUUAUGAUAGAAAACUGGAUGUCUUAUAAGGAUCAGUUGAAGGAAUUGGAUAUGCUUGGUUCAGUGUUCUCUGUUGCUCAAGAAGGACAAGAGCCACACAAAUAGGUUCGAAUAAUAAGAUUUUGUAUAUUUUGUAAGUAGAUUUUGAUUUGGAAUUAGUUCCUGAUAGAACGAGUUGUUUGGCAGUAGAGCAGACUUUCUCAGAAGUGUGUUUCUUGAGAAGCCUGGGUGGCUGUUUGUCAGUGAUGUGGUAGUAGUGGGCUUCCUGCAUCGGCAAGAGAUUGUACAUGUACAAGAUAACCUUUGAAGUAGCCAACCAGGCAGUCAUCUAGGUCAUCAAGGUUAGGGGGGCACCAAGCUGAGCUCACUGGCUGGGUUUUUUUUAAUAUUAUGUACUGACUGCAGUAAGCUAGGGUGGCAAAAAGCAAGUGUUUAUAACCUUUCUUUCAAGAUUCUGUAAAUUGUAUGGGC
Molecule: messenger RNA, 1470 nt
Organism: Podarcis muralis (Common wall lizard)
Lineage: Eukaryota; Metazoa; Chordata; Lepidosauria; Squamata; Lacertidae
Source: RefSeq, a predicted model, not a curated record